CCGGAUAUCCUGUUAGUGUUAUUGCAGCGGAUCAGACAGCAGCUGUUUAGACCAGAAGAGAAGAUCUGGUUCAGUCUCAGAUAUCAACCAGCUUCACUCAGUUCUACUGCAGGCUGACAGCUCAGCGUCUCCUGUCUGUCUCCUGUCUGUCUCCUGUCUGUCUCCUGUCUGUCUCCUGUCGGUGUUCUGGUGUCGGUUCUGUCGGUUGUAGUGAUGGUGCUGUCCACGGCUCAGCAGGUCGCUCUGGCGUUCACGGCGGUUCUCUUCACCUUCGUCGUUCUGCCCCGGAUGUUCGGAGUGGGAGGAGGAACCGGAGCGAAGGAGACCCGGUUCGACCCCCGCUACUCCCGGAAGGCAGCUCCGGGUCCCGGCGCGGUCCGAGGUCAACCCAUCAACGUGAACGCACCCGGCUCGCCUCAGACCCCCGAGAACAUGCAGCAGAUGAAGAAGCUGAUGGAGCAAGAGCUGAAGAGUGACAAGUACAAGACCAACAGCAACAAGGGCUACGUGUUCACGCUGAUGCCUCUCUACGCCAUCGGAGUGGGAGUGUUUGCCGCCUACAAGUUUUUGAAGAUCAAGUCUGCAGACGACCAGGCACAGAAGGACAAGUUUGCAAAAGGGGCCAAAAAAUCAGUGGAGGCAGAGAACCAGUUGAACGAGCUGGAACAAAGGCUAGCGCAGACAGAGAGGAUGCUCAACUCCAUCCUCACGCAGCUGGACCCGCUCACCAACUGUGUGAAGUCAGUGGCCCAGGAGCAGAAGAACGAGAUCAUGUCUCAGCUCCAGACCAUCCGCUACCUGAUGAAGAAGAGAGGUAUGGACUGUCCACCCCUCAACAUCAACGAGGCAUCCUGCGAGCGUAACCUGGACGACCUCAUCGAGUCGCUCGGAGCCAACGACACCUCGACAGUGGAAGCUUCUCUGGUGGACAAGCAGACCUCUCCGGUGACGGCAGAGCCUUCGGAAAAAGUCUAUCAAAAGCUUGUGGAAGAUGAAGCUGCGACGGAAGGUGAAGAGAUGAAGGAGCUCGUACCGGAGGAAUCGGAUGGGGAAGCGGAGGAAGAGGAGGACGACGAUAAGGAGGAGGAGGAGGAGGUUGAGGAGGAGGCGGAGGAAGAAGGAUCGGAGGACUGUGAGCUCAUGCCUUCACUUGAGGACCCCUAUGAGACAAACAUUGAGGAGGUCGGAGCGGAGCAGCUUGCGUCUGGCCUCAGGAGACGCAACAGGCCCGACUGAACUCACUGCGGGACUUCUGCACUGUACAGAAACGUGACAGAUUAAUAUUAAUAUUUAUUACCUGAAAGGCUUUCAUUCCAAAAGGCUGUCUUCAUCAAAAACAUAUAUUGCAUUCAUAAAAAAAAACCUCAUAAGGAAAGCUCUCUAACAGCAAA
Molecule: messenger RNA, 1391 nt
Organism: Sebastes umbrosus (honeycomb rockfish)
Lineage: Eukaryota; Metazoa; Chordata; Actinopteri; Perciformes; Sebastidae
Gene: ccdc107
Product: coiled-coil domain containing 107
Exons: 7
Coding region: 214-1236 (340 amino acids)
Biological process (GO): synaptic transmission, cholinergic; protein localization to cell surface
Cellular component (GO): neuron projection; neuronal cell body; intracellular membrane-bounded organelle
Source: RefSeq, a predicted model, not a curated record